CUCGCUCCAUUUGGCUGAUUUCUCACCGCGUUCCCAGAGAAUAUUGCAAUUAAGGUCCCUAUAGAUGGAAUAUAAUACAUCUGAAGGCUUUUCAUCCAAAAGAUUAAUGCCUGCAUUAUUAGUUCUGCAAUAAAACAGAGCAUUAAGUGGUGGAGCCCGCAGACUGCUCAAACCUGGAGUCCACAACUCUGCUCUAAGGGCUGGAGUUUUUAAUUCCUCAGCUGUAGGAAAGCCUUCGCCAAUGCUUACAAGGAACUGUUUAUCCCUGCUUCUCUGGGUCCUGUUUGAUGGAGGUCUCCUAACACCACUGCAACCCCAGCCACGACAGACUUUAGUUACCGAACCAAGAGAAAAUGAUAUUCACCUGCCAGGGCGGACAUCGCAUUUACACCGAGUUAAACGUGGCUGGGUAUGGAAUCAAUUUUUUGUGCUGGAGGAAUACAUGGGCUCCGAACCUCAAUAUGUGGGAAAGCUCCAUUCUGACUUAGACAAGGGAGAAGGCACUGUCAAGUACACCCUCUCAGGAGAUGGCGCUGGCACAGUUUUCACCAUUGAUGAGACCACAGGGGACAUUCAUGCAAUAAGGAGCCUGGACCGAGAAGAAAAGCCUUUUUAUACUCUUCGUGCUCAGGCAGUGGACAUAGAGACCAGAAAGCCCCUGGAGCCUGAAUCAGAAUUCAUCAUCAAAGUGCAGGAUAUUAAUGAUAAUGAGCCAAAGUUUCUGGAUGGACCUUAUGUUGCUAGUGUUCCAGAAAUGUCUCCUGUGGGUGCUUAUGUGCUCCAAGUCAAGGCCACAGAUGCAGAUGACCCGACAUAUGGAAACAGCGCUAGAGUUGUUUACAGCAUUCUUCAGGGACAACCUUAUUUCUCUAUUGAUCCCAAGACAGGUGUUAUUAGAACAGCAUUGCCAAACAUGGACCGGGAAGUCAAAGAACAGUACCAAGUCCUUAUUCAAGCCAAGGACAUGGGUGGACAGCUGGGAGGGCUGGCCGGAACCACCAUAGUGAACAUCACCCUCACAGAUGUCAAUGACAACCCACCUCGGUUCCCCAAAAGCAUCUUCCACCUGAAAGUCCCUGAGUCCUCUCCAGUUGGCUCAGCAAUUGGGAGAAUAAGAGCUGUGGAUCCUGAUUUUGGACAGAAUGCAGAAAUCGAAUACAAUAUUGUUCCAGGAGAUGGAGGAAAUUUGUUUGAUAUCGUGACUGAUGAGGAUACGCAAGAAGGAGUCAUCAAGUUGAAAAAGCCAUUGGAUUUCGAGACAAAGAAGGCUUAUACAUUUAAAGUGGAAGCGUCCAACCUUCACCUUGACCACCGCUUUCACUCUGCUGGCCCGUUUAAGGACACGGCCACCGUGAAGAUCAGUGUGUUGGAUGUGGACGAGCCACCAGUUUUCAGCAAGCCCCUGUACACCAUGGAGGUCUAUGAAGACACUCCAGUGGGGACCAUCAUUGGGGCUGUCACUGCCCAAGACCUGGAUGUGGGCAGCAGCGCUGUUAGGUACUUCAUAGACUGGAAGAGUGAUGGGGACAGCUACUUCACAAUAGAUGGAACUGAAGGAACCAUCGCCACUAAUGAAUUACUAGACAGAGAAAGCACUGCCCAGUAUAAUUUCUCCAUAAUUGCGAGUAAAGUUAGCAACCCGUUGUUAACUAGCCAAGUCAACAUAUUGAUUAAUGUCCUAGAUGUCAAUGAAUUUCCUCCAGAGUUAUCUGUGCCAUACGAGACAGCUGUAUGUGAAAAUGCCAAAGUAGGACAGAUCAUUCAGACAGUGAGUGCCGCUGACAGGGAUCUUUCGCCUGCUGGGCAGCAAUUCUCCUUUAGAUUAUCACCCGAAGCUGCCAUCAAACCAAAUUUUACUGUUCGUGACUUCAGAAACAACACAGCUGGAAUUGAAGCAAGAAAAAAUGGAUACAGCCGCAGGCAACAAGAGUUGUAUUUUCUCCCCGUUGUAAUAGAAGACAGCAGUUACCCUGUCCAGAGCAGCACAAAUACAAUGACUAUACGAGUUUGUAGAUGUGACUCUGAUGGUACCAUCCUGUCUUGUAAUGUGGAAGCAAUUUUUCUACCUGUUGGACUUAGCACCGGUGCUCUGAUUGCAAUCCUACUGUGCAUAGUUAUACUCUUAGCCAUCGUGGUGCUGUACGUAGCCCUGCGAAGGCAAAAGAAGAAAGAUACCCUGAUGACGUCCAAGGAAGAUAUCAGAGACAACGUGAUCCACUACGACGAUGAAGGCGGUGGGGAAGAGGACACGCAGGCCUUUGACAUCGGUGCUCUGAGAAAUCCCAAAGUCAUUGAAGAUAACAAAAUCCGCAGGGAUAUAAAACCAGACCCUCUCUGUUUACCUCGCCAGAGACCCCCCGUGGAAGACAACACAGACAUAAGGGAUUUCAUUAAUCAAAGGCUGCAGGAUCAUGAUGUGGACCCCAGCGCACCUCCCUAUGAUUCCUUGGCCACCUACGCCUAUGAGGGGAACGGGUCAAUCGCAGAGUCCCUGAGCUCCAUAGACUCCCUCACCACAGAGGCUGACCAGGACUAUGACUAUCUCACAGACUGGGGACCCCGUUUUCAAGUCUUGGCAGACCUGUUCGGAGAAGAAGAGAAUUCUAACCCUGACAAGUUGUAUCCAGUACACUCUGCUGUGAUGGCACUGCAGAAUUCAGAGAACGGGAAGACGUAUAACCAAGACACAACCUUUACGCCAAGACGCAAUAGCAACUUGCUAAUGUGCUUACAUCUAAUUUUUUUCUUUGGAAGGAAAAAACAAAAAAAAAAUACUUUCUGAACUCUGUCUCCUAAGACUUCAUUUUUUUUCUUUCUUAAACUGUAUAUGAAACCAUAUUUGUUUCCUACCCUUUCAAGAUAUUCAAAUAAAUGUGACGUUAUCAAAUCCAACAUGUAAUCCCAAUUUUCCAAACGAUGUUUGAUCUUAAUAUUACUUCAUAUUUUAAAUGUUCAUUAAAGAUGUGACAUUUUUUUUCCAAAAAAUAAACUUUCUAAAAUGCGAUUUUAAAAAUCCCUCUUUAUAAAGAGGCCUCAGGGCUGAAAUUUCACAUUAAAAUAAAUGUUGGUUUUAUUUUAAUACCGGGCUGGUGUGGAAGGUUGGUUUUAAGAACUGAGCAGAUUGUUUAAAUCAUAAGUCAAACAUAACGUUUUAAAUUAUGUUUUUAUUAAGGCUUUUAGAUUAAAAAGAGACAUUCUGUUAAACAUGAGAAGAUAAACUCCUUAUAUAACCUCUCAUAAUUCCUCACAGUAUUAUUUUUUGAGCAUAAAAUGUAAUAACUAUCAAAUAAUACAUAAUAAAUUUAGAGCAUUUCUCGGAUAUUUAUUACACAUUAUUAAGCAAGUAAAAUCAGGGAUUUUAGAAAAUUACAAAUCUAUGAGUAUUUCCUAAAAUGAGAAAAAAAUACAAAGUCAGGCAAUAUGUUUAUUUUGCUAACAUAGAUUUCAACCGUGAACAUUAUAAUACUGGAGCUCAGACUGAUGACUAGCACUGUUUUCUUCAUUAAUUCUAGUACAAAUAAUCUCAUAUAACUACUUUGUAGGGAAUUUUAAUUCUUAAUUUUAUGCUUAUUUUUAAGAAUUAUUACAUUUGAUAAUCAUAAAAUUGAAAUAGACUCAAACAUCACUCUCGAUGGAUUGCAAACUAUCUAGAAAUACACAUAAAAUAAAUGGUAUCUAUAAAGCAAUUUAUUUUCUUAUAACUACCCAAGUGACUACUGGAAUUUUUAACAAUAUGCAAAAACAGGUGUUGCUUAUAGGUUCAUCAAGAAAACAUAUUCAAUACCUAGCUUUAUUUAUAAAAUAUUUUGGGUAUAUUUAUAUUUGUAAGAUUGUAGAUAUAAUAAUUCACACAUUAGAAAAAUGCAUAAAAUAUGGUUAACUUGAAAUUUGUAUUUGGUUGUGUUCAUUGUUAAAUGCUUACUUUACAAUUACAUAAGCAAUAAUUGUUCUGUGGAAGUUGAACAUUCAAAUCUCCAUAAACUGUACUUUUCACUUGAUAUUUCAUAGCUCCAUCUUCUUCAACUUUUCCUAAUUCGGAAUAAUCAUUGAAAUAUUUUCCCUCCCCUAACUGUUCCAGCUUUGCUAUUGAUCAUCACUGAUUACUAUAUUCCAAUAUAAUGUGAUACAAUAAUAUGCCGUGGGAAUUCUUUGUGUGUUUUUUAUUAAAUUAAUGUUGUAGCUGCAGUGGGGAAAUAAUUGGGCAAUUU
Molecule: messenger RNA, 4208 nt
Organism: Sorex fumeus (smoky shrew)
Lineage: Eukaryota; Metazoa; Chordata; Mammalia; Eulipotyphla; Soricidae
Gene: CDH12
Product: cadherin 12
Exons: 13
Coding region: 242-2782 (846 amino acids)
Biological process (GO): multicellular organism development; cell morphogenesis; adherens junction organization
Cellular component (GO): catenin complex; adherens junction; plasma membrane
Molecular function (GO): cadherin binding; calcium ion binding
Source: RefSeq, a predicted model, not a curated record